Mobula hypostoma (lesser devil ray) is the source of this 9021-nucleotide messenger RNA. RefSeq names its product integrin beta-2-like. Bases 155 to 2485 code for a protein of 776 amino acids. Gene Ontology annotation, biological process: cell adhesion mediated by integrin; cell-matrix adhesion; integrin-mediated signaling pathway. Gene Ontology annotation, molecular function: amyloid-beta binding; integrin binding. Lineage: Eukaryota; Metazoa; Chordata; Chondrichthyes; Myliobatiformes; Myliobatidae. The transcript has 17 exons. Gene Ontology annotation, cellular component: focal adhesion; cell surface; integrin complex. The record is from RefSeq and is a predicted model, not a curated record.
CGCUCAGUUUGGAAGCGCACCGCCACUUCCGCCUGCGUUCUUUAAAACUCACUUCCCUCGCAUAGAGAAGGUAUUGGGAAGUCCAAAGAAGAAUCAACUAGAACUACUGAUCGCGAAAACCGGAGGCACGAACAUAGCGGAUUUCAGUUCAGAAAUGAUCAAGUGGUUCAUCCUUCAGCUUACAUUAGCCUUGGUGCUGGAAACAAAAUGGGCUGAGUCAUCUAAAUGCAAUCCCACAAAAGCAGAAGAGACUUGCAAGGAAUGUAUCAAUUUAGGACCAGGUUGUGUCUGGUGUAAGGCAGUGAAUUUCACAAAGCCUGGAGAACCAAAUUCUGCACGGUGUGAUUCUGAGGAAGUGCUCAAGAGUAGAGGUUGCAAAGAUGCAGAUAUAAUUCAACCUGUAAAUUUGACUAUUGUGAAUGUAGACUAUCCACUUGGAAGACAUCACGAAAUGGUGAUACAAAUAAGACCCCAAAAAGUUCAACUAGUUCUUCGUCGAGGCAGCUCGCAGACAAUUGAGGUGAAAUUUAAGCGUGCUGAAGGUUACCCUGUUGAUCUGUACUAUCUCAUGGACCUGUCCUAUUCCAUGAAAGAUGACUUGCAGAAAGUGAAGAAUCUGGGAAAAGAGCUUCUUCAAGCCUUGACAAGUGUCACUAAAUCUAUCAAAAUUGGAUUUGGUUCUUUUGUGGACAAGAGAGUACUACCCUUCGUUAACACCCAUAAAGAGAAGAUGAAAAAUCCAUGCCCUGAUAAAAAUGAGAAAUGUCAGCCUCCAUUUGAUUUCAGGCAUGUCCUCGACCUGACAGAUGAUGCAAAUGUAUUCUCUCAAGAGGUCGGAAAACAAUCUAUUUCUGGAAAUCUGGAUCCUCCGGAGGCAGGCCUGGACGCCAUGAUGCAAGCAGCAGUGUGUGGGGAGCGGAUUGGGUGGCGCAACGUCACGCGUCUUCUUGUUUACACUUCAGAUGAUGGAUUUCACUUUGCUGGAGAUGGGAAGCUUGGAGCAAUCCUAACACCCAAUGAUGGCAAGUGCCAUCUCAAUAGAGACGGCUUUUAUGAAGAUGACACAAAAUAUGACUAUCCGUCUGUGGCUGAGUUGGCUGCUAAAUUGGCAGAAAAUAACAUUCAACCCAUUUUUGCCGUUACAAGUAAGAUAAUGCCAAUAUACCAGGAUCUAAGUACCAUGAUUCCAAAGUCUGCAGUGGGAGAAUUGAAAGAGGAUUCCAGUAAUGUGGUUCAGCUAAUCAAAGAUGCCUAUAAUAAUCUUUCUUCUAAGGUGAUAAUAAAGCACAACACCUUGCCAGAUGGGGUCCGGAUUUCUUACAGAUCACACUGCAAUGGUGAAAGCAAAGAAAGUGACAAGGAAGGAGUCUGUUCAAAUGUGAAGAUUAAUGAGGAGAUACGUUUCUCGGUCACAAUAACUGCAGAGAAGUGCCUGUCAAAGACAGAAUCAUUUGAGAUCAAACCCUUGGGCUUCACUGAGAAAUUAGAAAUUUCUUUAACAACAGAGUGUGACUGUAAAUGUGAUGAUCAGCCUGAAGUUUCUAAACACUGCAACAACACAGGUCAUGUUAAGUGUGGUGUAUGCAGUUGUCUUCCAGGUUGGAUUGGCAAGUUUUGCGAAUGUGACCUUGGUAAGCGCUCCACUCAAGAUCUGGACGCAGCCUGUCGUAAAGAUAAUACAUCAACCACCUGCAGCAACCAGGGAGACUGUUUUUGUGGUGCGUGCAGUUGUCAUACUCAUCCCAACAAAAAAAUUUAUGGCAAGUACUGCGAAUGUGAUGACCAGAACUGUGAGCGAAAUUUGGGCUAUCUGUGUGCAGGACAUGGCACAUGUGAUUGUGGAGUAUGUCGAUGUGAAAAAGGAUAUACUGGAACAGCCUGUGAGUGUGAAAUUGCUGAAGAGCAAUGUAAACAGAACCCAGAGAGUAAGAUUUGCAGUGGAAGAGGAAAAUGCACUUGUAAUCAAUGCUUAUGCAAUGCAGGUUAUCAGCCCCCAUAUUGCAAAGAGUGCCCAGGAUGUCCAUCUCCAUGCCCUAACUACAUACAUUGUAUAGAGUGCCUUGGAUUUUCAAGUGGUCCAUUUGCAAAAAACUGCACUCAGUCCUGUGGGAAUUUGAAACACACAGAAGUGAAUGAACUAAAAGAGCCGACCGCUUGUAAAGAGAAGGACUCGGAUGGCUGUUGGAUGAAUUUCAUCAUGAAGGAGUUAGAUGGAGUUGGAAACUAUCAAGUGAUUAUCCGGAAAAAAAAAGAAUGUCCUCCACCCACAAAUGUCAUCGCUAUUGUUGCUGGUGGAGUAGCUGGCGUGCUGCUGAUUGGAUUGCUUAUUCUCCUGAUCUGGAAGUUGCUGACUUACCUGUAUGACAGAAGGGAAUUUAGGAAGUUUGAAAAGGAGCGAGCAAGAGCAAAAUGGAAUGAUGGUGAUAAUCCAUUGUUUAAACAGGCCACAACUGUUACCGUAAAUCCCAACUUCAAAGAAGACUGAAGAUGUUAAUAGAGACAGGAUCAAUUUAAAGUGGGUAAUAAUCCACUGUUUCGACAGGCCAUUACUGUGAAUCCCAGCUUCAAAGAAGACUGAAGAUCUCGAUGGAGAUGGGUUCAAAUGCUUCAGAUGCCAUUUUACAACUUCCACUUGCAGUAUCACAAACACAGAUUAUGCGACAGAUGAGUAAAACAGCCAACCUGAAUUGAUUGAACCCAUAAAAGUCAUUAACUUUUCAUCAAUGAUGUACGCCCUUGACAUAUACCCACAUUUUUAGAUGCUAAAAAUCAGUUGUCCAGUGCAAUAUGUCUUACCUGCUGUAAAUCAAUCAGUUUAAAAUUUUUAAGCAAAUGCCUAACAGGUGAGUGAACAAGUAGCUCUCAUCGUACCUGUGCAAAAACCAUCUAUCAUCAAUGAAAACAGGGCAGAAAUAAUGAAGAUGGGUUGUAACUGAGCUUUGGUUAAAACAAGUGAUAGUUACUUUUAACAAUGGGCAUCAAAUGCCAGUUAAUUUGGUAUUGUGGCACUUGCUUUGGUUAUUUUCAAAAAUACCAUUUCCAGUUUUAAUAAUUAAUCUCUAAUAAAAGCUGAAACCUCUAGAUCCUAAAAAAAGUUUAUUUUUAUGUGCUAUGCAUUCUUUUAUUUGUUUAUAAAAAUAACAAAUGCAAAUGUAAGUAGAUGAGAUGAUUAUGUUCUAUGAAGGAAGUGACUAUUUGUAAAUAGUGCAACCUGCUUCCAUUGGUGCUUUGCUAACCAUGGCUUAUCACAGUGAGGUCAUCGUAAGAAAACAAAACUGUGCAAGACAAAAAGCGAACGUUGAGUUCCAGUGAAUGAGAAAUAAAAUCUGAAAUAUAAACAGAAAAUGUUGGAAGCAAAUCCAAAUCUGCUUAGUAGAUCAGACAGCAUUUCUGGAAGGAGAAACAGUCAAUGUUUCUCAUCGGUUACACUGUGUCAGAACUGGGAACAAGAGAGAGAAAGAAGUUAUUUCAUUUGGCAGAAAGGAUGUGUCGAUGAAAGGGAAUGUCUGUGAUAGGCGAUUUAAAAUAGCUCAAUGGCAGCAGUUACAGCACAUUGAACUUUGUGAUCUGUCUAACUUGUUGUUAUUGGUGAGACGAUGGGACCUGCCCAGCAGGCCAUACUUAAUUAGAAGGAUAAGAAUAACUGAGCCAACAUGUAUAAAAUGAUAGUAUUCCCCUUUUUGCUGUUUCAUAUCAUGUUGACUCAGUUUUUCUCAAUCUUCUGUCUGCAUUUUUGUAUGGGGGUGUAUGUAGCUGAAGUGUGAUAUUUGUAUGUAAAAACUUCUUUUGAAGUCUGUUGUACAAAGUUAAUUGCAGAGACAGCACCAUGUUCAUUUGCAACUGUACCUAAGGUUAAUAAUAUUAUUUCAACCAUUCCUCAUUGAUAUGUAAACUGCUAAACUUCUUCAAGAUAAGCUUAUCACAAACUCUAUAGCUUUUUCACCAAAUCCACCCCCACUGUCACUCACACUGGCUUAACUGUUUUGUGCACCUGCUUCGUUCAUUGCGCGCCCACUGCUAACCACCCUCACCACUGCUUUCCCACCAGCACAGCACACAUAGUUGCAUCUGAUCACACAUCCUUGCUACCCUAAGUAGUUCAUUUCAACCUUUAUAAAAUUGCCCAUCUUCAUUGCUAGCUCAAAUGGUACAUAAUGGUAAUUUGCUUCCUUCAUUACUUCCACUCCACAACAUUCAGCACAUCUAAUUCUGCUCCGCAUAAUCUACUCAAAGCAUGUUAUGAUGGUCAGCAGGUCUCAGCUUAUCUUCUGGUACCUCACUUCAAAAUGUUGGUCCUCAUGGUAACUUCCUCCCCUUCCACCAGCCCUUGUGGUCAAAAUCAAGAAGUUCUGAACUUGUGAUUUUUUGAUUUUGAACUCUUGUGCAGUCCGUAUACCUUUCCCUCACUUUGGUGGCCAGUGCUCUUUAAUUUCCUCCCCUACUUUCAGACUCAUCUUUAAAGGUCUAGUUCUCCUUCCUCAAAAUCCGUUUCCAUGAAGGUACCACAUAAUAUCUUAGUACAUUCCUCCUCUAUAAGGUGCUACGUAAACUGUUCUGUUUAACAUUACCACCAACACAUUUUUUCUUGAUUUAUUUCUGGAAGUUUUAAACAAAGACCUGAAAUGGUUUGUUCUAUGUGUUAUGUAUUAUUAAGGGUCAAGCUAAAUAGUGAUAUUACUAAUAUUGCAAUGUCAGGUCUCAGCAGGGUGAGCUAGAAUACCACACUUGCUUUUGUUUUCAAGGUUUCUGAUUACCAUCUUGGCCAUUCCCGGUGUCACUAUCCAGUCUUCAGCUCAGCUGCAAUCAGGAUCCUUGGCUACUCUGUUGUUGACUUUAGGAGUGUGCCAUCUGCCCAUCCAAUCCUGGACCAACUCUUCUGUUUCUGCACUAGACCCUGCAAACCAGACCAAUUACAUCACUAGAUUGAAGUAAAGAACUGCAGUGCACAAAGUUUUGGAAAUUUUAAAAAAGAUAACACACUCCGCAGACAUGACUUGAUGGCAGUUUUGAAAUAUUUUUUAAAAUUGCAAUCUUUCUUGUAGAUUUCACAGGUUACCCUGUCAGAAAUGAAUAUUCUAAGAGACUUUUGAAAAUCAAUGCAGUUUAUCAAAGUAAAUAUUAUUUUCCAAUUUUGCAAAUCAGUCAAACAUGAAGUUAUUUCCCCAUUUUAGGUAGGGUCUUACAUAUUGUUAAAGUGGUCUGCUUUUAUGAUUCAACAAGCAUGGAAGAUUCAACAUACAUUUUUUUCUGCUUAAGUUUUCCAAAUGGAUACACUUUAACUGAAACUAUUUGUGAUACUUUUAAUAUAUCAUCAUUGCUGUCUGUCAAGAGGUGGAUUCAGAUAUAUGAGAAUUAGUCGAUGCUUUCCACAGACAUACCAUGAACCUUUAUUGUCAGAGUUGUGUAGCAGGUCAAGUUUGGUAAAGGACAAUUGCCUUAAAGAUAUUGAGUGCAAUGUCCAGCCUUGCAUGCUUCAAUGACUGUAUCAAUGAUGAUUUGGAAUUUAGCCUCUUGUAUGCUUCCGAAACCUGAACUGCCAGCAGUACUACAAGGUAUUUAAAAAUAUCACCAAUCUGCCUCCACAAAACCCUCCAAAUUUACUGGAAGAUAGGCAAACCAACUUCAGUGACUUCUUCAAGGCCAACAUUCCUAACGCUGAAGACAUAAUUACACUCAGUUGACUGCAAUGUACAAGCCAACAUUGUUUGCACAGCCAAUGUCAAUUUUCUGAAACAGCCACCCUAUUCCAAGCUUAGUCACAGAAGGGGUUUACCAAGUAGAUAGUGUGAAGGAUGUAAAGAUGUACACAUUGGUUCCAGCAACAUUACCACUGACUUUUGGAAAUUCCUGAUUGAAAUAGAGAAGCAGCAUUUCUGAUAGUGUUGACAAUCUUGAACCCUUGUAUCAGAAACCCUGUGUAAAUGCCAAAAGAACAUUCCACUAACAAACAACUUAGCUAUCAGGCACCUUCUGUCCCAGCUAUAGAAGAAUCUCAUCUUCAUCUUAGAAUAUACAAAACCAGAUUGGAAGUAAUUAAUUUUUGAUUCUAGGUAAUUGCCUAAGAAGGAAGACACUUAACAGUGGAAUUAUAAUGCUACCCUGAGAAUGGAAUGACUUUUCUCAGGAAUGUAGAUCUCCAGGAAGAUGGCCAUUUAUAUUUUCUAUUGUGAUUCCACAGAACUAAGAGGAAUCAUUUCCUGUUGAUUUUGCUAAACCUGUGCAUUCAAUUCCACUUCUGUAAUUUGUAUCCUUUGUAGCUAAUGGAAAUAAAUUUCAGAAGUGGAGUGGAACACCUAUCCGUUACUAUAUUGUGCAAUUAUAUCUGCCAACCGUGGAUGAAUUUCAGCAGUCUUUUUCUUUUCCUCUAAGUGUGCCAAUGAUGCUGUGUGAUUUACAUCAAUGCAGUGUAUCUAUUUGUGUAAUCUGCCCCAAUCCUAAAAACUUUCCAAACUACCAUUUCCUGGCUCUUGUGCGCCCCUGAAUUUACUUCAUCCACCACAGAGGGCCAUGUCAUCCAUUUCACAGGCCCGAAGCUUUCGAAUUUUCUCCCAAACCUUUUCCAUCUUGUACUGUUUUCUCUUUUGAUAUACUCUUCAAUGUCCAAGUUUUUGAUCAAUUGUGCUAAUAUGUCAUUUUGUGGCUCAGUGCAAUGUUAUUAUAUGAUAAUAGUCCCAUGAAGCAUAUAGGGAUUUUUUCAGUACUAAAAGUGGUAUAUGAAUUGAUAUAGAUAUUAUAGUUAAGAUGCAUACGUUACCACGAAUUCAUUUGAACUCAAGUUGGAUUAACUGCAAGUGUCUUCAGGACUGAACACGUCAUCCAAAUUCUGCUGCACAGAGCACAUAUGGAUGUCAGUGGAUAACUGUGACAGUGAUUUUAUUUUAUGUGCAAGCUAUUAAGCAAAACUCAAGCUAAAUUGUAAAUCCAGGAAGAAACUCCAAGGAAAGUACAAUAUAUUAAAAAAAGCAAGGAACUUUGAAGACAAUUGUUCUGUUGAAUGAAUCUCUUUGUAAGCUUUGGAUAUAUUCAUGCUGCCCUUUGCAUAAUACUGAUCAAAAUUACUUUGCACUCUUGAAGCUAAUGCUAACUGUAAAAUAAGAGAAAAGAAAUGAACAGAUUUUAACACAAUAAUUAAGAAAAAUAUUGUAGUUGCCCUUUGUUGUUAUUUUUCCGAGGAACAGUUCUUGAUGUACAGUGAGCAGAAAGAGAACAAAGUGAAGAAUUGAACCUAAUCCAGGAUGAAAAUCAAAAGACUGCAGAAGCUGAAAAUGGUUUAGAUACUCAACAGGACAGGCCUCGUCUCUAGGAAGAGAAGUAACAUCAGCACUUCAGAUCGGAGACAUAACAAAAAAGGGAAAUUAAAAAAAGCUUGUUGAGCUGCAAAGAGGGUGGAGUAGGGGGAUGCCUGCAAAAUGGUAAAACUGGGAUGACUAAGGCAAUAAACUUUCAAAGUUGUGCCGCAUGGGAUCCACAGUGAAUUGGUCAAUUGGAUUCAGAAUUGACUUGCUCAUAGAGGAGAGAAGGUGGUGGUUAAUGGGAUUCUGACUGGAGGUCCAUGACCGGUGGUGUUCCACAGGGAUCUGUACUGCGAUACCUGCUGUUUAUGAUAUAUGUUAAAUUAUUUAAUGAAAGCAUGACGGGUUGGUUAGUAAGUUCACAGACAACACAAAAAUUAGUGGCAGUGUGGAUAGUGUAGAAGACUGACAAAGUAUACAGUAGAUAUUGAGUGUUGCAGAAAUGGGUGGAGAAAUGGCAGAUAAAGUUAAUUUGUGGAGUAUAAUCCUUUGGGAGAUCAAAUGUAAAAGGCUAGUGCAGUGUUAAUAGCAGGACUUUUAACAGAGGGAUCUUGAGUCCAGGCCCAUAGCUCCCCGAAGGUGGUUGCACAAGUUGAUAGGGUGGUAAAGAAAGCAUAUGGUAUACAUUAAACACGAGGAAUUCUGCAGAUGCUGGAAAUUCAAGUAACACACAUCAAAGUUGCUGGUGAAUGCAGGUAUACAUUUAUUGGUUAAGGCAAUGAGUUCAAGAGUCAGGAAUGUUAUGUUGCAACCUUGUAGAGCUCUGGUUAGGGCACAGCCCGAGCACUUCAUUCUAUCUGGUUGUCCCAGUAAAGAAGGGAUGUUGAGGCUUAGAAGGGGAUGCAGUAAGGGUUUACUAGGAUGUUGCUUGGUUUAGAGGGCAUGCGCUAAAAGGAGAGGUUAGACAAACCUAGAUUGUUUUCCCUGCAGUGGCAGGCGCUAAAGGGAGAUAUGGUAGAGGUUUGAGAGACAUUGAUAGGAACCUUUUUCUUGGGAUUGGAAUACGGCAUACUUUUAAGGUGAGAAGGGCUAAAUUCAAAGGAGAUUUACACAGUGAUGGGUGUCUGGAAUGUGUUCCAUGGGUGGUGGAGGUGUUUAAAAGACUCGUAGAUGUGAAUAUGCAGAGAAUGGAGGGAUAUGGAUGUUGUGAAGCAUGAAGUAUUAGUUAGGUACAAGACACCAAUUACAGGAGGAACUCAGCAGAUCAGGCAUCAUCUAUGGAGGGAAGUAAACAGCUGAUGUUUUGGGCCAAGACCCUACUAAAUUUCUCCAGCAUUUUGUGUGUUGCUUCACAUUUCAAGCAUCUUCAGUCUCUCCUGCAUCUCAUGCAGUUAGGUGUUUAAUUCAGCACAACAUUGUGGGUUGAAGGGCUGGUUAUUGUGCUGUAUGUUCUAUUUUAUCACUCUUAUUGAAUGUCUGAUAUUAACAAUUACUUCAGUCUUUAAAAGAGCCAGAAAAUUUACAACAGUUAUUCUUAAUUUAAAGAAUGGCCCCAGCACCUCCUCAGACUGUGGUAGUUGUUGAUGGAAACAAUGGAUAGGUAUGUGGAGCUUAGAAAGAUAAAGGGCUAUGGGUAAGCCUAGUAAUUUCUAAGGUAGGGACAUGUUUGGCACAUCUUUGUGGGCCGAAGGGCCUGUAUUGUGCUGCAGGUUUUCUGUUUCUAUUUCACAAUAUGUUGUGAUGUACAUAUGAAAAAUAAAGCUAAUCUCUAAUCCUUGAGAUUCACCUG